AUGAGUUUGAGAGCCAAAACGAAAAAUCCAGCAAGUAUUUUUAGUCAUGAAACACUUCUUCACAUUUUUGAAAGCCUAUCGUCUCGCGAUAUCGUUGCAUUAGAAAGAGUAUCCAAAAAUUGGAAAUCAAUCGCUCAAACCUCAUCUGUAUGGCAUAAUCUUUUUCUUUCAGAAUUUGGAAAAAGUCGUAUUCGACGCAGAGCUCGUGUUAAGAAAACCCGUAAAAACUGGAAGAAUGAAUUCAAGAGUGAGAGCAAUUGGGAUUCUGGAAACUGUAGGAAAGAGGUUUUUUCUCUUUUUAAGAAUCGAAACAGCGUUCAGACAGAUAAAUCGAAGUUGGAUAUUACCCUGCUCCAUAAAGGGCGCGUGUACACAUGUAGUACAACGAUGUUAUAUGAAUGGUCUUUCCAUGAAAACAAAAUGACAUGUUUGAAUGCCUUACCGUUCCCUGAGAAAUACAAACUUGAUUCUCCUACUGCUAUGUGUGUUGAUGGUAAAAACUUCUAUAUAGCGUUGGAGUCUGGAGCCGUACUUCAAGCAACGCUUACUCAAAAUGGGUUCAGUAACUUAAACAGUAUUUUAGAAAUUGAUACCCCAUUUAUAUCUCUUUCUAUACGACACAAUUUGCUCUGUGGAUUGACGAAAGAUGAGUCGUUUUAUAUGUUUAGGAACAAAAACUUGUCUACAGCUACUUUUCAGUUGCUUGGAAAGUUUUCUGUUUCUGGCGUGAAGGUUCCCAUUUCAAUCCACAUAGAAACUGAUUUUUCUAAUUCACAUAAAGUACUCAUUGUACAACUGACCUAUAGCGAAUAUAUGAUUGCCCAUGGGUGGACCAUUGGAUCACAGGAGUUUUGGAUUACGGACUCAAGGAUUGUAAAAAACCGAGUCGGGCAACGUCAAGCUUCUGAUAUUGCUUUUUCUUCACAACCCGCCUCAGGCGUUUAUCAACAAGGUCCUUAUGUCUUGAGUUCUCAUGCAGAUAAUACAUUAAUGCUACACUAUAUCUCUUCAGGCCUCGAUUCUACUUGCAUUCAAUGGGGUGUCCAGCUUCAAGGACAUGUUUGUGGCGUGGAAAAGUCUAAACUGUUUGACUGUGGAAAAAUUGUAUCUGUUUCCAGAAAUUGUACUGAGAUUUGUUUAUGGGACCUUCAAAACUAUAGAGAAGCAAAAGAAUUUCAGCCAUUUAUGAUUGAGUCAAAACGGAUUUUUAGUCAGUAUAUCCGAGAUUAUGAACAAAACAAGACUCAAGUGCAGGACAUUGAGUUAUUUGACGAUACAGUAAUGAUUACACUUUCAGAUGGAAAUGUUAUGGCAUUCCUUUUUUAUGCUUAA
This is a messenger RNA of Schizosaccharomyces osmophilus, 1332 nucleotides long. It is a transcript of the gene pof12, whose product is annotated as F-box protein Pof12. Gene Ontology annotation, molecular function: protein binding. Bases 1 to 1332 code for a protein of 443 amino acids. The transcript has 2 exons. The record is from RefSeq and is a predicted model, not a curated record. NCBI's taxonomy places the organism in Eukaryota, Fungi, Ascomycota, Schizosaccharomycetes, Schizosaccharomycetales, Schizosaccharomycetaceae.